GUCGACGUGAGCUUGGACUGUUAUGGUGCUGCUAUGACCUUCCAUGUCGCUGUCCAGUACGGAUCAUUACAUAUCUAGACUUCCUCAGAGGCAGAGGACAACAUGUGCUCGGCCCUGACACGCCGUUGAACAUCCUCGAGACAGAAACAUGCCAAUUACUACCGUCGGUGUUGGCGCUGCAGUCACGCCUACGGUCGUCAAGACUUGCAUAUCCCAUUAUACGAACCGAAAGCCUCGACGGGAUAAGCCCACCGCCCACAUCUCUUACGAUGAAGGUCUGCAUCUGAUCCGGCGCUUCCUGGACUAUGCCUCCCAUCAUACCGUUGAAGAUUUGCAAGCGUUCACUGGGCAGUGGGUACCGAAUCCCUCCUGGGUCAGGACGGAGAACAUCGCCAUCGACUCCGAACACAUAACCAAAGCUGCAAGAACAAUUACCCUUCAAUUAGGUCAAACUGGCGUUGAACAGAUAGGAGGCACCCAAUGGUGGCAGUGGCGGCCAAAAGGGACCGAAUUAAAAGGAGAAUGGAUUGAGAUGCGGUCACAUUACAAUGAGCAGAAGCGGAAGGGCACGAGAAGUCGGAGAAUAAUGCUCUAUGUUCAUGGCGGAGCUUACUUCUUUGGAAGUGUCGACGAACACCGAUACCAAAUGCAAAGGCAUGCCCGAAAGCUCAAGGCCCGUGUCUUCGCUCCUAGAUACAGGCUGGCACCACAAUACCCCUUUCCGUGUGGACUUCAGGACUGCUUAGCAGCGUACUUCUAUCUGCUUACUCUCCAUGAGCCUUCCGAGAUUAUUCUGGCUGGCGACUCUGCGGGUGGCGGUAUGGUGGUGUCAAUAUUGUGUUUACUCCGCGACCAAGGGCUUCCAAUGCCAGCCGGUGCUGUACUUAUUUCGCCUUGGGUCGACCUGACCCAUUCAUUUCCGAGUUUGUCAGGAAACGCCGAACAGGACUAUAUCCCAGCUCAUGGAUUUAUGCAUAAGCCGUCUGCCUCGUGGCCGCCUCCAAAUGACGAAGAGUUGGUAAAGAUCAAUGACCUGGCUAGAGGCGGUAACGGCUUAGGAAUUGCAAGUUCUAAACCUUCAGAGCCAGAAGACUCACAUUCGGCAUCUUCAGGACAGGCUCAAGAGACCCGCCCAGAUGUAGCUGUACCAAUCAAGGGCGACGGAGAAGUCACACCGGUGCCUCAACUGCAACUUUCGAUUGACCUCGAUGGGGAACGAAUUGUCUUGAAAGACCAAAUCCAGAUGUACACCACAAACCAACUUCUAGCACAUCCACUUGUAUCUCCUGUUUUGCAGCCCUCGCUUGGCGGACUACCGCCGGUGUCAAUCUUGACAGGCGGUGGUGAGAUUCUUCGCGACGAGCAAAUAUAUCUGGCGCACAAAAUGGCCAAUCCUUCGAAAUACCCGCUAGGCAGCGCUUAUCGGUCGAGAUACGACCCUGACGACUCAAACUUGAAGAAAUACAGGCCAACACCCGUACAACUACAGGUCUGGGAGGAUCUCUGCCACGUUGCGCCAACGCUGUCUUUCACUCGUCCUGCUAAACAUAUGUACCGAUCCAUAGCUCAGUUUGGAGCUUGGGCACUAGCAAGAGCACAAAGAAGAGCUAUAGACAUUCUGGAUGAUGACGACAUCUCCAUCAUUUCGACAGAAAGCGACUCAGACUCCACAAGCGGUGAAUCAGCAGCCAUGCCGACAAAACACGGGCUUGACCCAAGCAAAACGAUAGGUUUGGUAGGCCGAGCAGGCGAUCCUCUACCACCUUUCCAGAACAAUAUGCUCCGUCAACGCGUCGAUCGUGCUGGGAAGAUAUAUCCUCUUGAAGAACCUCAUGAUCUGCCUGGGAUGCAAAUGCACCCCGACGAGGUGGGUGUGGUCAAGCCCGGGCCGGUGAGGAAGUGGCUAGACGCGAGAAAAGUUUGGGACAGUAAAUACGCCAGUGUAAGCAAGAAGGUACAGAAAGAACGAGUCAAGGCACUGGCCAGUGGUCAUAUCAGACCGUUUGAAAGCGGAGAAAGGCCUCCUGCUUGUGCGCUUGCCAGCCGACGAACACACCAAGAUCUAGUCGUCAAAAAGAAACGCAAGAGUAAUCUAUUGUUCAUGUGGUCCAUGUGGGGUUCCAAACAUGAUGAGAUGACCCUCAAGAGAGAGCAGGAGGCGGUGGAAAGGGAGCCAUCCCAGCCUGAGCUCACAGAAACGGAAUUACCCACAGCUUCACCCCGAGGUACAGACGGAGAAGUCGAAGCAGUACCAGCUUCUGCUGCGGAGGCGACUUCGCCCAUAGGUCGCGCACGAAGGCGCUCACGAAGGAGAAGCAUGAGUUCGAAACGGCAAGCAAGCCAAAGCAGAGUUCGUGGGCGAGCGCGUACUAUAUCUGUGGCGGACAAGGGACAAGUUGAAGGCCAGCAUUUACCACCUGCUGUUCCCGUAGUGCAGACGGCACCUGAACCGGCAAGCACUCCUGGCGAACCUCCUAAGAUAGUGACGAAUUCGGCGGAUGACGAGCCCCGCCCACAAUCGCCUGAGUCCGCACUCCUUUCUGCUGGAUUCAUGCCAAAAUUCAAGACGGUGUCUCAUAUCCGUGAUGACUCGGCCAGCAUGAGAACUGGGAAGAGUGUGGGAGUGGCGAGUGAUGACGCGAGUACCCGGGCUUUGUUCGUCGAGGCCGGCGUCAUAUCAAGGCUUGAGAGCGAACCGGGAGCGCAAGGCUCCACUGGGGCCAUGCCCAAAGGAAGACCUGGAAGUAUGCUGGCGAGUGAAGUUGGGACUUCCAUCACUGAUUGGGAUGGAGUCAAUGGAAAUGGCGCUCAACACGGCUCUGACACGCCUCGAAGUCAGCGUAGUCUUGACCGGCUGCAAAGUCACCAGCAAGAUGAAGGGAUGGGCCGGUUGCAGCCUCUCCGGAGCCCAAGCUCGACUGCCGUGGUGAGGGCGGAGGGUGUCGUUGGUAUGAUGCGCGAUGAUCAUGGUGAAGCACAGGUCGCAGAGAAAGAUAUGAUGAGGAAAGAGGAGGACUCGGCAAGUCUAUCACACGGCGUUGACGGUGCAAGCAGCCACGAGGCUGACGGUGCUCUCACAAGAGGUCCAACGGACAGACCUCGACUGUAUGAUCGCUCCGAGACGGCGUUUCAGACGGCCAUGGAAAAGUUGGCUUAGACCUGACAUGACACAAGCCUUUGCUUAGUGCACUAUGAUUAAG
This is a messenger RNA of Exophiala xenobiotica, 3200 nucleotides long. RefSeq lists its product as uncharacterized. Bases 149 to 3157 code for a protein of 1002 amino acids. Gene Ontology annotation, molecular function: hydrolase activity. The transcript has 2 exons. Lineage: Eukaryota; Fungi; Ascomycota; Eurotiomycetes; Chaetothyriales; Herpotrichiellaceae. The record is from RefSeq and is a predicted model, not a curated record.